AUGAUCCUCUUCAGGGAUCUUGAAAAUCAGGAGAAGAAGCAGAGGCCGGAAAGAAGCGUCGUAUCUUUCCCCAGCCAGGACUCCUGCGAGCAGCAACCUGCAUGCACUGAUUUCCUACGGCCGCUAGGAGACGCUUGCAACCCAUGUUUGCAAAGCGGGCUUCCCAUUCAGCUACAUCUGACACCCCAGCCCCGGCAGUCCUGCCACGUAGUGCACUUUAUUCGUAUUUUCUGGAGGAUUUUGCUGGGGGGUGGGGUGCUUGGGGGGCUGUUGGCUGCAGAGGAACCUUUCUUUCUUUCCCACCCCCCCGUUGGAGAUGAUUGUGCUAUUAUCUUUGCCUUGCUCUGGAUGGUGGAGGGAGUCCUUGGCCAGCUGCACUACACGGUGCAGGAAGAGCAGGAGCAUGGCACGUUCGUGGGCAAUAUCGCCGAAGAUCUGGGCUUGGACAUUACAAAACUUUCGGCUCGCCGUUUUCAGACGGUCCCCAAUUCGAGGACCCCUUAUUUGGACCUUAACCUGGAGACUGGGGUGCUGUACGUGAACGAGAAGAUCGACCGCGAACAGAUCUGUAAACAGAGCCCUUCAUGCGUCCUGCACCUGGAGGUCUUCCUGGAGAACCCGCUGGAGCUGUUCCGGGUGGAGAUCGAGGUGUUGGACAUAAAUGACAACCCACCAGCCUUCCCAGAGCCCGACCUGACAGUGGAGAUCUCAGAGAGCGCCACACCAGGCACCCGCUUCCCACUGGAAAGCGCCUUCGACCCAGACGUGGGCACUAACUCGCUGCGUGACUACGAGAUCACCCCCAACAGCUACUUUUCUCUUGACGUCCAGACCCAGGGAGAUGGCAACCGCUUCGCCGAGCUAGUACUGGAGAAACCGCUGGACCGGGAGCAGCAGGCGGUGCACCGCUACGUGCUGACCGCGGUGGACGGGGGAGGUGGAGGAGAAGGAGGAGGGGCAGGAGGCGCCGGAGGAGGGGGCUCCCCUCAGCAACAGCGCACGGGCACGGCCCUGCUCACUAUCCGAGUACUGGACUCCAACGACAACGUGCCCUUUGACCAACCCGUUUACACUGUGUCCCUGCCUGAAAACUCACCCCCAGGUACUCUGGUCAUUCAGCUGAACGCCACGGACCCAGAUGAGGGCCCGAACGGUGAGGUGGUGUACUCAUUUAGCAGUCACAUCUCACCGAGGGCGCGGGAGCUCUUUGGUCUGUCCCCGCGUACUGGCCGCUUGGAGGUGAGCGGGGAGCUGGACUAUGAGGAGAGUCCAGUCUAUCAGGUGUAUGUGCAAGCUAAGGACUUGGGGCCCAACGCCGUGCCGGCACAUUGCAAGGUACUUGUGCGGGUGCUGGACGCCAAUGACAACGCACCCGAAAUAAGCUUCAGCACAGUCAAGGAGGCUGUGAGUGAGGGCGCGGCGCCGGGCACUGUGGUCGCCCUGUUUAGUGUGACUGACCGCGACUCCGAGGAGAACGGGCAGGUGCAGUGUGAGCUGCUCGGUGACGUGCCGUUCCGUCUCAAGUCCUCUUUCAAGAACUACUACACUAUUGUGACCGAGACCCCACUGGACCGGGAGGCAGGAGACUCGUACACUCUGACAGUGGUGGCCCGGGAUCGCGGCGAGCCCGCACUGGCCACCAGCAAGUCCAUACAGGUGCAGGUGUCGGACGUGAACGAUAACGCUCCGCGCUUCAGCCAACCUGUCUACGACGUGUAUGUGACCGAGAAUAACGUGCCAGGCGCCUACAUCUACGCCGUGAGCGCCACCGACCGAGACGAGGGAGCCAACGCCCAGCUUGCCUAUUCCAUCCUGGACUGUCAGAUCCAGGGCAUGAGCGUCUUCACUUACGUGUCCAUCAACUCAGAGAAUGGUUACUUGUACGCGCUGCGCUCCUUCGAUUACGAGCAGCUCAAAGACUUCAGCUUCCAAGUGGAAGCCCGGGACGCAGGCAGCCCUCUAGCCCUGGCCGGCAACGCUACCGUCAAUAUUCUCAUUGUAGACCAGAACGACAACGCUCCCGCCAUCGUGGCGCCCCUACCCGGGCGCAACGGAACUCCAGCGCGCGAGGUGCUGCCUCGCUCAGCAGAACCUGGCUACCUUCUCACGCGGGUGGCGGCAGUGGACGCAGACGACGGAGAGAAUGCCCGCCUCACUUACAGCAUCGUGCGGGGCAAUGAGAUGAGUCUAUUCCGCAUGGACUGGCGCACGGGGGAGCUCCGCACCGCACGCAGGGUGCCGGCCAAGCGCGACCCCCAGCGGCCUUACGAGCUGGUGAUAGAGGUGAGGGACCACGGGCAGCCUCCGCUGUCGUCCACCGCAACGCUGCAGGUGCAGCUGGUCGACGGGGCAGUGGAACCCUUGGGCGGCGGUGGUGGGGGCGGAGCAGGAGGAGGUCCUGGUGGAGAACACCAGCGUCCCAGCCGCUCUGGCAGCGGGGAGACCUCACUGGACCUCACCCUCAUUCUUAUCAUUGCCCUGGGCUCAGUGUCUUUUAUCUUCCUACUGGCCAUGAUAGUACUGGCAGUACGCUGCCAGAAGGAGAAAAAGCUUAACAUAUACACGUGCCUGGCCAGUGACUGCUGUCUUUGCUGUUGCUGCUGCUGUGGGGGUGCAGGCGGCGGGGGCUCCUCCUGCUGCAGCCGCCAAGCUCGGGCGCGCAAGAAGAAGCUCAGCAAGUCGGACAUUAUGUUGGUUCAGAGCUCCAAUGUACCCAGCAAUCCGGCGCAGGUACCAGUGGAGGAGUCCGGAGGGUUCGGCUCCCAUCACCACAACCAGAACUACUGCUAUCAGGUCUGUCUGACUCCGGAGUCUGCCAAGACCGACCUGAUGUUCCUCAAACCCUGCAGCCCUUCCCGGAGUACUGACACUGAGCACAACCCCUGCGGGGCCAUCGUCACUGGCUACACUGACCAGCAGCCCGAUAUCAUCUCCAACGGCAGCAUACUGUCCAACGAGACUAAACAUCAGCGAGCAGAGCUCAGUUAUCUAGUUGACAGACCUCGUCGGGUAAACAGUUCUGCAUUCCAGGAAGCUGACAUAGUAAGCUCUAAGGACAGUGGACAUGGAGACAGUGAACAAGGAGACAGCGACCAUGACGCCACCAACCGGGGUCAGUCUUCUGGCAUGGAUCUCUUCUCCAAUUGUACUGAGGAGUGUAAAGCUUUGGGCCACUCGGAUCGAUGCUGGAUGCCUUCCUUUGUCCCCUCAGAUGGACGCCAGGCAGCAGAUUACCGCAGCAAUCUGCAUGUUCCUGGGAUGGACUCUGUGCCAGACACUGAAGUGUUUGAAACACCAGAAGCCCAGCCUGGGGCAGAGAGGUCUUUCUCCACCUUUGGUAAAGAGAAGGCCCUUCACAGCACUCUGGAGAGGAAGGAGCUGGAUGGACUGCUGUCUAAUACACGAGCGCCUUACAAACCACCAUAUUUGACACGGAAACGGAUAUGCUAGUCAAUUCUACAGGACUUACCUGACGCAGCAUGAUUUGCACAAAAAGUCAACCAACAAAAGCAUCAACUUUUCAACUUCAUUAUCUUGGCCAUCCAGUUCUGUGUAACUGAGGAUUCGAUUGCUGUUGGAGUCACCAGGGCCCACAAUCAGACCGUAUUGCUCUCAGCAGGCCUGAGAAAUGAGUUGAAAUGUGCAGAACUGUAGAACCUUCAGAGGCAACUGACCUUGCUUCUCUGAUCAGUGUGUGCCUGUUUACAGCACUAUAUAUCUUUCUCUCUCCAAAAUGUCACUGAGCCCUCUAGAUGUUUAUAUUCACCACAAGAAGCCAAUCGUACAAGAUAAAGGAAAUUUGUGCAUUAUAAAUGCAAUAUCACUGUUUUAAACUUGACUGUUUUAUAUUAUUUUUGUGUGAUCAAGUGUUCCCCCCAAACUAUUCCAACUUUACAAGAGAGAUUGUGAUCAUGUUCACCUGUGGGUCAUCGAAAUGUUGUUCCUCCGAAGACCCACAAAAUAUCAAAGACAUUCUCUGUAGUUUAUACACCGUGUUGCAAAGUGUUUACUGUAAUAUUUCAAAGCUUCUAAAUAAAUAUAAAAUAUAUAUAUA
Messenger RNA from Trichosurus vulpecula (common brushtail), 4054 nucleotides. Its product is annotated as protocadherin-10-like. The record is from RefSeq and is a predicted model, not a curated record. Lineage: Eukaryota; Metazoa; Chordata; Mammalia; Diprotodontia; Phalangeridae. Gene Ontology annotation, biological process: homophilic cell-cell adhesion. Gene Ontology annotation, cellular component: plasma membrane. Gene Ontology annotation, molecular function: calcium ion binding.